CUUGUGCAUUGUUCUUGUUACUUGCGUACAGCUGUGAAAUGGUUUGGUGUUGACUUUACCAAGAAAUGCCCUCUGCUUCCUUCAAACCAAGGAGAGGAUAAGACUGAAGGCUACGAUCUGUUCGAUCCUGAGGCGCUGUGCUGUGAGGAGUUCAAGAAAGGCAUCGCUUGUCAUAGUCCUGUUGUGCUCACCAGCACCUCUGCGACUGAGAAUACUUCGCUCAUGAACUAUUUACCUUAGCCCAGCUUGCCGUUCUCUGCUACUCCUGAGCUUUGCAUCCCUUCGAUGGUGUAAUGGAGAGGAAAUGGCGCUGUGUGUCCUGCUCGCACCCCAAUUGGUCGGCGGCUCCUCACUGUGCAUCCUGUUACAAACCCCGAAAAGAGGAUGACUUCAAUGCCAUUCCACUGCAAAACUCUUCUCGCCUUUGCGAUGACAAUAUCAUCAUUCAUCAGACCUCGCCAAGCCGGUGUCGGAAAGGCAAGACUAACUUGCUGGGUGGAAGCUACGGUGGUGCUGUUCGCGAGUCGACGUCAGGAAGGUGGGUAUGUGGAGAAUGCUCUUCAGAAAACGUGAACAAUAGCCGUGAAUGCUUUCGCUGCAAGUCGACGAGACCAAAGAAACUGGCCGGAGGAGCACAGUCCUCAGGAGCAGCGCAGUUUGGCGAUAACACUGCUGACAGCUGGCCACAGUCCCGUCCACGAAGAAAGUCUCGACGGCCCCACCAUGCUCGUGACAAACGUAGUACUAGUGGUGUUGCUACUGUGGCCGUGCCACCAGGUACAGGCAGUGGCCAGGCCAGUCUGAGCGCAAGUCCUUUGCCACCUCAGCAGGACGUUGGAGUAGCUAAACCCAAAUGGUCGUGCACUGUCUGCACAUUUGAAAACUGGCCGCGCACAGUCAGGUGUGCAAUGUGUCUAACGCCUCGCAAUGGUCCAGGAUCAGGCACCAGCGGUCCGACAGUGGGCACUAGUAGUUCUUCUGGCGACAAUCACUCGCAGUCGUCUAGCGGCGGCGAGGGAGAUUCGGCUGAUGUUUCAUCCGAGUGCAGGCUGAACAGCGAGCAGAGCACCAAUUCUGUUGCCACGACGCUGAACUUGUCAGAUGAAAUAAUUUCCUGCCAGAGCGGCCCAUCAACAGCAGAAGCAUCGAGAAGUUCACCCAGUAGUACAUGUGGGACUAGCGAACUGGACGGCGUCGGCGGCAGAUCGGGUCGAGGCCGCCAGCGUGCGUCAUCACCACCCGAAGCCAUUGCUCAGCGACUGAACCGCAUGUCGCAUCGUGACACUUUGUUCCUUGCAGCCUGCACUGGUGUAGCAUCUGGUGAUGUGAACGCCGUGCACCAGUAUAUCCUGGACGGUGGGGAAUACACACGAGGCUUAACAGCUGAGGAGGCAUCAUUGCUGAACAGCAGUCAGCGAAAAAAACAGUCCAAUGGCCAACGUGUGGGCCGAAGAUUUGACGCUGGCGAAACGCUGGUACAUCUAUCGCUCGGAUUUGGAAGAAGCGAACUGCUUGCCGUUCUAUUGCCUGGCGCAGAUGAACACCGGGUUCGCAAGCGCUUGCCGUCAUAUGCGCAUCAAGUUGUCGCGGAUGAGGUCCGUGAUGAAGUUUCACGGUGCAUGCAGCAGCUGAAAGGAGUGUGGCCAUGUUAUGUAGUCACUCGAGAUUGCUUGUUCUCACUUCCUGAAGAGAUUAGUAGCUUCUCUCAGCCAAUUCAGGAUCAGCUGCUUCAGGAUGUAGUGGAUGGCGAAGUGCAAAAAGAGCUGGAGGAGUCUGACCCGCCGGUUAUCAACUGGUGUAACUUGAUCACCCAAUCGCUGGGCACGAAGCUGUAUGCUCUGUGGAACCGCACACAAGGAGAUUGCUUGCUCGACUCCGUUCUCCAGGCGACCUGGGGCGUUCAGGAUCGCUCGGCGUCGCUGCGGAUCGCCUUAGCCGAAAGUCUCAAGGAUGGGAAGACAAGGUUCUAUGAGCGCUGGCGAGAUGCUGAGAUCCUGCAAGCCCACUCGCUCCAGUAUAGCGUGGAUGAAGUGCAGUGGCGCUCCGACUUUGCCCAGCUGCAGCACCGUGCUUCCAGCCCCGGAGCAUCAUUGGAACAGCUGCACAUCUUUGCUCUGGCGCAUAUUCUACGGAGGCCCAUCGUUGUGUACGGUAUCAAGUUUGUCAAGAGUUUUCGUGGCGACAACCUCGGUCUGGCUCGAUUUCAAGGUGUGUAUCUGCCCUUGUUAUGGGAUCCUGAAUUCUGUUGGUGCAGUCCACUUACCCUGGCAUACACUCGUGGCCACUUUUCUGCUCUCGUUCCCCUCGAAAACUUGCUGACACCCAAGUCGCCGACGGAAGUGCUGCGUGAGCCGCAUCCGUCCUCCUCAUUUCCGUCAGGGUCCUCUUCCUCCUCUCAGCCACGUUCAUCUCACAGUGUCAGCCCUCCAUCGCAUGCCAUCUCCGAUGCUAGCGGUGGCGUGUCCUGGCUUCCUCUGGUUGAUGCUCACAAUGAGCUUCUCCCUGUGCACUUCCUGACCAUGGAAGAGAUGGGGAGAGAAGAAGAGCUGCUGCACCGUUGGCUCGAUUGUUUUGCGUUUAACGGCUGCCGACUUGCUGCUCGCCAGGUGAUGCCCAGAGAGCACCACUUAGUUGAGUCCUUGGUGGACAGUUGGCUCUCGCGAUAUCGCCGCCUCGAAGCAAGAGAGAGCAGUCCUGUCGAGGCGAGUUGUUCAGUAGACGGGCUUGCUGCGGCGGUUGAUCACCUUUAGUAUAUGACCAGCCAUAUCUCGAGUCUAUCUUCCAACAGCGUUGGAGUCUUUUCAAGUCUCUUUUUAGUCUGCUAUUUAAUUGUACAUAUCAUGUCCAUGUAUGGUGUUGGAAAUGCCUAUACCAAUCUACCUUGUUUUAAAAAAUAUAUAUUUUUACUUCUCAGCGCUGGCACUAGUGCUUACCGGCAGCUUUUAACACCCCACCGACUGUGUAUAUACGUCUCCUUGGUCGACUGCAGCGUCCGCAUUAUCUUUGUCGAAUAUGUUCUCCAUGUGACCCGAUGUUCAACUUUCUGACCCAGUACCUGUGAAAUAUUCCUUUGACCUUGAAAAAAACACUCUUAGUUGCUGGCUUCUGCUUUUUUCCGUCCAGCUUUUCUAAGUAUUCUCCUCUCAAUGUGCGUAUAUCAUUCAAAUACUCUUUUUGUUAACUCCUCUACCACCCACGACUUUGUUCACUAAUCGUAACCCACCACGAAAUGUCCUUUCUUUUCAAAGCUAACAUUGGCUGGCCUGAGUCAAUCGCAACUACAUGCACUCCAGAAAGAUUUUCUGGCGCUAAAUUUGUGCUCAAAUAAUUAAAACAAUGAUAAUAUUGUGACAUUCUUCAACCAAUAAUCAUGAAUCAGCAGCUGUGAAAA
Messenger RNA from Sycon ciliatum, 3391 nucleotides. Its product is annotated as ubiquitin thioesterase zranb1-B-like. The record is from RefSeq and is a predicted model, not a curated record. The transcript has 8 exons. Gene Ontology annotation, biological process: protein deubiquitination involved in ubiquitin-dependent protein catabolic process. Gene Ontology annotation, molecular function: K63-linked polyubiquitin modification-dependent protein binding; cysteine-type deubiquitinase activity. Gene Ontology annotation, cellular component: nucleus; cytoplasm. Bases 294 to 2750 code for a protein of 818 amino acids. Lineage: Eukaryota; Metazoa; Porifera; Calcarea; Leucosolenida; Sycettidae.